UCUGGUUCUGGUUAGUCAGCUCUUGUAUUUUCCUUCUGUAGAUCGUUGAGGAAUUCGUUCCUCGCCGAGAUUUUACUCUAGAAAUCGUCCUUUCACGUAGCAGUCCUAAGAUUGCCACAGAAGUAAAUAUGGCGUCCUAUUCUCCUAAAGAAUGUGGAAUCUGUCUUAAGGAGUUUGACGAACUUAAAUUCUGCCCGAAGAUUUUACCUUGCUCACACAACAUGUGUGGAGAAUGUUUGGAUAAAAUGAUCAGAAUACAGAAUAAAUUCUGCCCUUUUUGCCGAAGAAGCUUCCAAGAAAAUUCUUUGCAGAGUUUUGGCACCAACUUCCCUUUGCUGGAUGCUUUGAAAUGUUUGAAAGAAGUGGAGAAUAAGCAGAAGACAACAGUUAUGAAUAACUUGGAUGAGGGGUUUAAGAUGAUAGCUAUUGAUGAUUAUCAGAAUAAUAAAGACCCAAGAGACUAUACAGUAUCAUCUUACCAAAGAAACAGAUGUGAGUCACCUCAUUGGAGGGGGAGAAAUGAAUCAUUUUACCAACAGGAUAUGAGUGAAACACCCAAUCAUAAGAACCAAAGUGACUCUCCUUACCAGAGAAAUAGAGAUGAACUGCUCCAGCACAGGAGCCAUAGUGAAUCAUCUCACCAGAGGUAUAAUGGAGAACCACCCUACCAAAGGGACCAAAGUGAAUCCUCUCACCAGAGGUAUAGAAGGGAAUCCCCUCAGCAGGGGGACCUAAGUGAAUCAUUUCACCAGAGGUAUAAUGGAGAACCGCCUUACCAGAGGGACCAAAAUGAAUCAUCUCACCAUAGGUAUAGUCGUGGACCACCUUACCAGAGGGAUCAAAGUGAACUAUCUCACCAGAGGUAUAGAGGUGAACCAACUCAACAGAGGGACCAAAAUGAAUCACCUAACCAGAAAUACAGUGGCAAACCACUUUACCAAAGUGAAUCAUCUCACAAGAGGUAUAGUGAAUUGUCUUACCAGAAGGACCAAAGUGAAUCAUCUGACCACAGCAAUAGAAGUAAAUUACCUUACAUGACAAAUUGUGGUGAACUGCAUCACCAGGAAGCCAAGAAUGCAUUGCCUUGCCAUCGAUACAGAGGGGGAUCACCUGACCAGAGGAAUAGAGGGGGAUCUCAUCACACAGGCAACUGGAACCAGACUCACCACAAAAACCCUGAUGAAGCCACUUACAGGAGAGGCAGAGGGGAAUCAUCAAGCCAGAUCCAAGGUGCAUCAACUCAUCUUUGCCCAAAAAUUCAAGAAUUUACCUGCAUUGAUCUCUUAACGAUCCUAAUCAAUGCAGAAGACUUCAGUAUAUCAACUCAGAUGAUCAAACAAAAAAAUGUCACAGAACCGGAUAGCAUCCACAGAAUUCUUGCUGAUCACAAACACGUAUUUGAAGAAAAUGAUGGCAAAAUAUCCUUUAAACCAGAAAUUAAGAUAUGCUCAUACCAUAUAAGCACUGAAGGUUGCCACGACAGAUCUUCAUGUUCUAAACUUCACAUUUGUCCAAAUUAUAUAUUUUUCUCAUGUCCAGAUGAAAAUUGUAUUCUUGGUCACAAUAUCAAGUCGGGUCACAACCAGUCUGUUUUACAGUUAUUCUUGAUGAACGAACUUUCAUCCCAACAACUUCCUCACAUUUUAUCUCAAGUAAUACCACAGUCUACAUCUAAUCCAAUGGGAUACCAAACUCACCAAGAGGCGUCCAAGUACUGUGAAGACAAGGGAUCUAUGAGGGAAAACUUUCAGAAUAUCCCACAGCGAACUCUGUGGCAUGAUGAUUACGAAGGUAACACAGAGAUACCAGAAAUAUGUUAUUAUUCAGUGACCAAUAAAUGCAGUUAUGAAAUUACAGGCUGUAAGAGACUUCAUGCUGAUACCCAUUUUCACUGGCAAGUGAAAGAGAGAGGCAUAGGAUGGGUUAAUCUGAGGAAAGUCCACGUAGAGGCUUUAGAGAAGGCUUAUUGUAAUCCAAGUCAGGACACAGCCAUCAUUCCAACCCUUAACAAAAAUAAUUGUCAAAGGAGAAUCUUCAAUUUGUUAGGAAGUGAUAAAUGGGAAGUAAACUUCAAGGAAAUGUCUCUGAGGAAUGGAAGAACAAGAGUAAAGCUGAGUCUCAGAAGGAUAACUUCACAAAAAAUCAAUGGGAAUGAAGUAGCUACCCAAAAGUAUAUUUGGUAUUUCCAGGACCGGAACAAUCAGUGGGUCCAAUAUGGCAAAACCGACACCACUCUAGGAUCUUCUGGUGUGAGUAGCCUCACCUCUGAUGAAUUAGAAAGGGAGUAUCAGAAAGAUCCCUCAAACUCAAUCACUUUUCAUAUUUAUGGCAUCCUUUACAUCCUGGACUUUAAUACCAUGGUCCAGAUGAACACAGCCACAAACGUUCGUAGGAAUGUUAAGCGGAGGCCAAUGUACCACGCGAAAAGCAACAGCUAUAAGAAAUGCAUGUAAUUUUUACUCAAUGACGCCUCCCGUGUAUCAUAAUUUCUCUUGUACCUACUAAUCUAUUAAGAUUAAUAAUAGACAUUAUACUCAAAGAUAUUUCUCUAGCAAGUGACCUGAUAUUCGAUAUAUUAGAAAUGAAAAACAGAUAGCAGCACAAAUACUUUGCAUUACUCGGCUACUUUGAUACAAAGAGAGAACCCUAGUGUAGGGAAAGUAUCUGUAACUGAGCAAGAAAAUUCUUAGCUACAAGAAAAGCGAUAAAUACAGGGUGCCAAUAGAUUCAUGGUGCAAUCUAAAAUGCUUAUAGCCUUGAAACUAUGCAUGAGAGAAUUAAUCUGUAAAAAGGUUUAAGAAAGCUUGACGUGCAUAGUUUUUCUGUUAAAUUGCAGCAUGACUUUAUGAACGCCCUGUAUACUUCUUGUGACACAGGAAUUAAGUUUUGUAUCCCAAAUAUCCGAAUGCAUCACACUGUAUAAGAUUAUGAAAUAUUUAAACAACUCUCCUAUGAAUACAAUGUUUUGAAAAGGAUAACGAACAUCGAUAUUUUAUGUUUCAUGAAUAAAAUUAUUAAAAAUCAUAAGAUUUCAUGCAUUUUUUCAUGGACACAGCAAUUGCCAAUAAUAAACACACAAAAUGUUCAAUUUAUGAUAUAACAUAACGUAAUACGUUAUACAUACACUGAAACUGCAGAUUUUGAAGUUAAAUAUAAUUUUUUAAAGGAAAAUAUACAUUUUGGAAAUUAUGAAUUUUCAAGAAAAGUAAAUUUCAUUCAAUGAAAGGAACAUUAAAGGGUCAACUUCUUUAGACAAAUCAUUUCACUACCGUUUGUAAAUAAAUGAAAGGGUUGUGUUGAUGAAAUAUUAAUUUCCAUAAUUAAAUUCUUAAAGGUACAUUCGGCCCACGAAUAAUUAGAGUAGUUUCUUAAUUCAUUGUUUGUUAAGGAAAUAUUGUCAUAUUCACGUGCCAGAUUAUUUACUUAUUAAUAAGUAAUAUUUCCUUUCAAAGAUGUUAUACAUGAAAUAAAUUAAAUUAGUACUGAGUAUAUUUAUUUAACAAAUCAAAGAUAAUUAUUAUGCAAUGUAAGGAAAAUAUAUAAACAUGGGUCCACGAAUUCUAAUCUUAUUUUCAACCAAGGCUUCGUGGCAGCAAUGUCAUAAUUAUUUGGAAGUUGUCUUUGCUUUAGCUCGAGUCAUGACCUAACGUAUUGUACUCUACUUGUUUAUCAUUAGUUCGUCACCUACAGUCAGUCAGCCGAUAAAUAAUGUAUUAAGCCUGUCUUUAAUAGCAAAAUGUGAUUCAACUAAUGUUCUCCUUUGAUUAAUAAAAUAAUUUGCAAGACAUUUAGUAAGCCUAAAUUUGACUUCUGAUUUUGACACGUUUAGUAAGAUUGUCCAUGCAUUUGGAUGAUUUAUGAUUACUCAUGUAGCCUACUCUUAUUUCAAGAAUUGGAAAUUAUUAGAAUUCUCCGAUGUGUUCUCAGUAAUUUUAAUAUUUCAUUUUGAUUAACAUUAAUGAAAAUUAUUCUGUGUUGUAAGUUUGUUUUGUUUAUAUUAUAUCAUUUCUUAAUUA
Macrobrachium nipponense is the source of this 4016-nucleotide messenger RNA. RefSeq lists its product as uncharacterized. The coding region runs from base 129 to 2453 and encodes 774 amino acids. The record is from RefSeq and is a predicted model, not a curated record. NCBI's taxonomy places the organism in Eukaryota, Metazoa, Arthropoda, Malacostraca, Decapoda, Palaemonidae. Gene Ontology annotation, cellular component: nucleus. Gene Ontology annotation, molecular function: NAD+-protein mono-ADP-ribosyltransferase activity; zinc ion binding; NAD+ poly-ADP-ribosyltransferase activity. The transcript is spliced from 3 exons.